AUGCUGGGGCUAAGUUUUUCAUUAGCAGUGAUUUGUCUGCAAGUUUUUCUCCCCACUCUGCUGGGUGCUCCCGGCCAGUGCCCCAGCCAGUGUCACUGUCAUGGAGACCUGCAGCACGUCAUCUGUGAAAACAUUGGUCUCAAGAAGAUACCCCGUGUGUCUGAGGCCACACGUCUACUCAACCUUCAGCACAACACCCUAGGCAUGCUCCCCACUGGUGGAUUCAGUGAGAUGAAGGGUCUGAUCUCACUUCACCUGCAGCACUGUCAGAUUCGAGAGAUUGCCAGCCAGGCUUUUAAAGGGCUGAAGAAGCUCAUCUACCUCUAUCUGUCUGACAACGAAAUCAGCGCCAUCAAGCCUGGAGCUUUCGAGGACCUAAGUGAGCUCACCUACCUUUACCUUGAUGGCAACCGCAUAUCAAGCCUGCCGAAGGGAAUCUUUUCUCCCAUGAUCAAUCUCUUCAUUCUGCAGCUCAAUGACAACAAGAUCCGUGAACUGCAGCACGGCACCUUUACAGGCGCCAAAGACCUCCGAUGGCUGCACAUGAGUGGCAACGAGCUGAGCUCCAUGCAGCCGGGCUCUCUAGAUGAAGUGGAGAACCUGGCUAUCCUUCAUCUGGAGCGCAACAAGCUAACCACCUACCCCAUCAUGGCUAUGAGCAAACUGCGGGUGGUGGAGGAGCUCACUCUGUCGAAGAACCCGCUCAGCAGCAUUCCUGACUAUGCUUUCCGAAGCUUCGGGCGCUACCUGGAAAAGCUGCAUCUGGACAAUAUGGGCCUCGAGAGGUUCUCUAGCGGUGCUUUCGAAGGUGUGACUGCUUUAAAGUCUCUGCACCUCGACAACAACAAGCUGAAGACUCUUCCCAGCAGCCUUGACUUCUCCACGCUGCGAAACUUAACUCUAUCCAACAACCCCUGGAGCUGCACCUGUCAGCUGGAAAAUCUUAGAAAGUGGAUGGACUCAAGUCGCCAUCGUCCAGAUGCAGUUUGUGCCUCCCCUGCCAAUCAAAGAGGCAAGCAAAUUAGGGAUAGCUCUGCCUUUGGUCGCUGCAAACAAAAAACAAAGAGAGCCAAGAAGGGAACACGUCAUUGA
Molecule: messenger RNA, 1092 nt
Organism: Chanos chanos (milkfish)
Lineage: Eukaryota; Metazoa; Chordata; Actinopteri; Gonorynchiformes; Chanidae
Gene: chad
Product: chondroadherin
Exons: 3
Coding region: 1-1092 (363 amino acids)
Molecular function (GO): protein binding
Source: RefSeq, a predicted model, not a curated record